GCCAACGAGAUUUCUAUUCUUCUCUGACAUUCUCAAUCACCUAUUACAACCAUGUCCGCCCCCCAAGUCGACCUCAAAAAGCCCGAAGUCCCCAAGGAAGAGGCUGCCCAGCAGGAGAAGGGCCUCUCCAACGAUGCUCUCACAAAGUACACCACCGCCGGUCAGGCCUUGACAGAUGUCAUCAAGAAGUUCAUCCCCCUCGUCGCCCCCGGCAAGAAGGUCCUUGACCUGUGUAUCGAAGGUGACAAGCUCGUCGCCGACACUGUCGCUCCCCUCUGGAACAAGCCCAAGAACGGUGUCAAGGUCGUCAAGGGCUCCGCCUUCCCCACCUCCAUCUCCGUCAACAACACCGUCUCUCACGUCUCUCCCCUCCCCUCCGACCCCGAGAUUGUCUUGAAGGACGGCGAUGUCGUCAAGAUCAUGCUCGGUGUCCACCUCGACGGCUACCCCGUCACCCACGCCGAGACCAUCCACCUUUCCUCCAAGACCGACGGCCUUGCCGCUGACGCCAUCAAGGCUGCUUACGAAGCUGCCCAGGCUGCUAUGAGGACCGUCAAGGUCGGCGGAAAGAACUGGGACGUUACCGAGGUUGUCGAGAAAGUUGCCAAGUCUUACGACUGUGUCGGUGUUGAGGGUAUGCUGAGUUGCCAACACGAGAAGGAUGUCACGGACGGAAAGAAGAGGGUCUUGUUGAAUCCUUCACCGGAGCUCAGGCGGGACCACGAGACCGUUACUUUCGAGGAGGGUGAGGUUUACGGUAUCGACGUCUUGGUUGUUACUGGUACCAACGGCAAGUCCAAGGCCGAGUCUGCGCGAACUUCCAUCUACAAGCGAUCCGACAUUAACUACCAGCUCAAGAUGAAGACUUCCAGAACCGUCUUCUCCGAGAUCACCAAGAAGGCUGGUCCCUUCCCUUUCUCUCUCCGUGCGCUCGAUGACGAGAAGAGGGCGAGGAUGGCUGUCCAGGAGGCCGUUACCCACGGUCUCUUGAAGCCUUACGACAUCACCCAGACUGCCGCCGGCACUAUCGUCGCCGAGUUCUUCUUCACCAUUGCCCUCCUUCCCGCCGGUCCCAUCCUCUUGUCUCCCACCCCUGUUUGGUACUCUGCUGACAAGGUCUCCUCUUCUAAGUCUAUCGAGGACCAGGAGCUCAAGGAUCUCAUUGCCCGACCCCUCCGUGCCCCCAAGAAGAAGAAGAAGGCUGCUGCCGCUGCCGCCGAGACCAAGGCUUAAGAGCUGAGUGCGCCUUGGUUCGAGGACAGCGUUGGGGAGAGGCCCCGUAAAGCGGAGGAAGCAGGUUAGAAGCACAAUUUGAAUUCCAAAAAUAAGCAAAGAAUCAAUGCAUUAACCAUAGCCAACUCGAAAGCUUUUCCGGACAUAAAGGGUUUCGUUUCGAUGAUUUUGUCGUGAACAUGUAGAUGUAGGCGUUUGCGAGAUGAAGACAAUGCGCAAGUAUCGAAGGGGCCGAUAAAGUCUGGCAAAGACCCUUUUGCAAGCACUACUGAUCUUUACCGCUCUCCCUUGACGUGUACACCUCCAAUACAACGCCUGUAAUACCAAAUCUGG
Messenger RNA from Cryptococcus amylolentus CBS 6039, 1566 nucleotides. RefSeq names its product DNA-binding protein, 42 kDa. Lineage: Eukaryota; Fungi; Basidiomycota; Tremellomycetes; Tremellales; Cryptococcaceae. The transcript has 6 exons. The record is from RefSeq and is a predicted model, not a curated record. The coding region runs from base 52 to 1233 and encodes 393 amino acids.